Molecule: messenger RNA, 793 nt
Organism: Malaclemys terrapin pileata
Lineage: Eukaryota; Metazoa; Chordata; Testudines; Emydidae
Gene: POLD4
Product: DNA polymerase delta 4, accessory subunit
Exons: 5
Coding region: 190-525 (111 amino acids)
Biological process (GO): DNA synthesis involved in DNA repair; DNA-templated DNA replication
Cellular component (GO): delta DNA polymerase complex
Molecular function (GO): DNA-directed DNA polymerase activity
Source: RefSeq, a predicted model, not a curated record
CGGAGCCCCAGGACCCCCACAGGGCUCUCGGCCUCAGUUGGUGGGUCUUGGCGCCGAUCGCAGCCGACCCCGGUAUCGUCCCGUCCCUGUGACCGUCUCCCCCUCCCCAGAGCUGGGAGAGCAGGAAGGGGAACCCUCAGCCCCUCCCUGCGGACGGAGGGGGAAGGGCUGUGGUUUGAGCUAGGAGCCAUGGGCAGAAAGCGGCUUAUCACCGACUCCUUCCAGGUGGUGAAGAGGCAGCGGCAGGACCCUGACACCAAGAAGGGGAGCUUACAGCCAGAGGUGGUGCCGGUCCCAGAUGAUGCCCCCCCAGGCGGCUCCCUGCACCCGGCCCCGUUGGAGAUGCUCAAACAGUUCGACCUCAGCUGGGAGUAUGGACCCUGCACUGGGAUCACCCGGCUGCAGCGCUGGGAGCGGGCCAAGUCCCUGGGGCUGAGCCCCCCUCUCACGGUGCGGGAGACACUGCUGGAGCGUGAGGGAGACCCCAGCUUCAUGCACUGCCUCUGGCAUGACUACCCACUCUGAGAUGAGGCAUGGCUGGCCCCGCCAUACAGCAAGGAAGGGAGAAUCAUGCUGCCGCCCGGACCCAGCAUUUACUCUGGUUCCUGAUUGGAAAAUAGCUCUGUGCUUGUAUUAAGAAGGGGGGGGGGUGUUCCCCUGGCAAUUGGGGUAUGGAGUGCCCAGGGCCCACAUUGGAUGGGCAAGCUCAAGUCCUGGCAACCCUAGACCAAGCUGUGCUCUGUCCCAUCAGCUGCUGAGGUCCAUAUCCCAGAUUAAAGGGCCUGUUUGAGAA